GAUUUGUCAGUGGGAGUGGGAGGCGAAGAGACUUCGCAAUUGUCCCCGAUUUUCAUUGAGCAUUCUGGGGGCUGUUUCAAGUGUUCUUGUGGGUGAUCUAGUGGUGUCUCUGUGGGCAGUUGAUCCGAGGUGGUGCUGGUGAUGUCUGCAGCCAUCUAUCGGGACAGUCCGCACGGGACUCCGUCGCACUUCCGUGAAAGUUCCCAGGGAGGGUCCUUUAUGCUGCCCAGCGGCUCUGUAGGGCCUCCUGGGUCAUCCUAUUUCUCCUCGCCGGCCUCCCUGCAGCACUUCCACCAACCCCAUCCCCAUCACCUGGCCUACAGUACUGGCCAGCGUCAUGCUAAACGAAAAAGUGCUGUGGAACUCCUGGCCGAGAGCAAGCCUCUCUACGUCAAAUCCGAAACAGUGCUGGACAGGGAUCAGCAGCUAUUCCGAGGAAAUACUCCCAGUGCAAUGCACAUGCUUUCGCCAUCGAGGACGCUGACACAGCAUUCUCAGGCCCAGCAGCACAGUCGCCUCCAUCAGGCCCCACGGGCAGCAAAUCGCCGGAGUGCCUCUGCCCUGGCCAUCAAUUCUGACCUUCUGCAGACGAAACUGCGGAAGUUGCUCAAUACAUCCGAGAGCAAAGAGAUGCUCAAUCCCACUCUCGAUCCACAAUUUUCUAGCCAGCACUAUGGGUAUCCGCCCAAGGAGUCCUCAGUCUUCUUUUCCAGUGCUUUCCUCUCGCCCCAAUCACUGCCCCCGCAGCCAGUCUCCGACGAAGACGACAUCUACCGCUUCGACGAUACCCUGAUCCUCACCGAUGACUACCGGGCCAUCAGUCCUCCGGCGGAAUAUGCUGAGGAUCACAUUGAAGAGAGGAGCGCCACUCCGCGAUACUACCAACGCUCCUUCUCUCAUUCCCAGGCUGUUUCUUCCGGCGACACCGAAUACUCGCCCUCCUACAACAUCAACAGCCACAAAUCUCUGCCGGAUCUCAAUCUCCAGGUGAGCCGUCACUCGCCGCAUAGUGAAGCCCUGAGUUGCUGCAGCCGCGGCAACAGAUCCAAUAAAUCUGGUUCCUCGUUUAACCGGGAUUCCGGUGGCUCUUCGGGCCACUACACGCAUCAGAGUGAGCCGGCGCCGUGCUGCAAUCAGCCUCCGGAUGCCAUCCAAGGUGAGUUCCGGCGCGAUAGUGGCUCCUCCACGCAGCACAGCGGCAAUUCGUACUUCGCCUACGGAAUCCCGCCACUGGGCUUCGAUGUGGCCGAGAAGACGGACGAGGAGGAAGCUGACUGCCUGCUGAACUUCACCACGGCCGAGGUGCCGGAAGCCUUCCAGGACGACUACGAGGGAGGCGGAAGGAAGGCCGACGGGAGGUUCUACGAGGACGCUAGGUCAAGUGCCCGGCAGACGGUGCUGUAUUUCGAGGAGAAGGCUCGAGAGGGAGCUGCUUAUGGGCAAAAUGUUGACCUGAGUCCUCCGGGACUGGGAGUGUUCAAGCGACAGAAGUGCUUGAGGCUGAAGCAGAGGGGUAGAUCGGAUGAUCGCAGGCCUAUUCUGCGAUCGAAGAGUGACAUUAGUGACAGGUACUGGAGCCGCGCAGACGGUGUCCAGGGCGGGGAGAAGCGCUACAAGCCGGAAAUGUUCCAGCUGGAGCGAUUCUUCGAUAGACUGGGCCUCAAUGAGGCCAGUUAUGAGGAACUCGUGACCACAAAGAGUGCCGCAGCCUCGGCCACGGGGUACAGUGAUAAGGACUCGGACCAAUCGAGUGUGGUGUUCUUCUCGGACGUGAGCACCGUGGACUCCACACGACUGCCGGACAGCACGGAUGCUGGCCAGGCCAGUGGACCCUAUCGUUCCACGGAGCCACCGUCCAUCGUGGAGCGCAAUGCGCGCAUUAUCAAGUGGCUGUGCAACUGCAGGAGGGUGCAGAUGACAUAGCAAGUGAAGAAGGGGUUCGGCCUCAUCUGAACACAAUAGUCACACUCCUGUUGUGAGUGCUCCCCCGGAAAUUUCCUCUGCCCAAGAAUCUAUUUCCUCCUCCUUCAACAAUUUCCCGGAUACGCUGUGACUCUCGCGAUUUAUUCUCGAAAAGCAGAUCUUUUUCUUCUUCCUCCCCUGGAAAGUCCUCCGAUUUGUCCUACAGCAUUCCUUCCCAGUAAAAGACUUUUCUCAGUUCCUUUCAAUUGCCGUCAGAGUUGAAACUUUUACAAAUUUUGGGAUAAAGAUGAUUUUCAACGUCGGCCACGACCUUUUUGUGAUAUACCCUUUUUUUAUUUUCUGAAUUUGAAAUUAAAACCAAAAAGUAAGUCUUCAAAAGACUAUUUAAAAAUAUUUUAAAUAUUUUUGAAAAAAAUAAUUCUCAGUUUCAGUGAGACAAUCCUAUCGUCUUAUUGAAGUGGUUCAGUUUAAAACUGAUUUUUCGAAGUUUUUUUUUUUAAAUCAAGGAAGUGCAGUAAAUUAAGAAUUUAAAGAGAAAGACUGAACGUUCCUAUUUUUUUUUGCUAAAAAUUAAACCUAAUCAGUAUAUAAUCCGAUUUAUUUCGAGAAGAAUUUUAAGGAUAUACGGUAUUCAUUUUUUUCUUCUGUGUUUUGGAUUUCUUUGUGGAAGUCUCGCAGGAUUAAUUUGCUUGAAGUAUAGAUAGCGCAGUAAAAGCUGUCAAAUCUCUUUACUUUAGACAGUUCGAAAUUUCGAAAAUCUGACGAUAAACUCGAAAUGAAAUCCGUAAAAAAAAAAUCGAAAAUCUCUAAAUUCCUAAUAACAAAAUACAUAAAUAGCAUUUUUUCCUUGGAUUAAUUAUAAUUUAAAUAAGAAAAUAUCAGUUUUAGAUUUACUCUGUCCAUUUUACGUUUUCAUGGUUUUGAUAACCUUUUAUAUAUAAAUAUAAUUAUUUAUAAUUAUUAUAAAUAUAAAUAUAAAUAUAUUUAUAUAUAAAAAUAAUUAUAUAUAAUUUAUAAAAAAAGUGAUAAACAACAUUAAAACGUUAUAAUUAUUUAUGAAUCAUAUUCAUUAUCAACAGAAUCCUCAUUCUCUUUGCAUUCCAUCAACACGAUUUUUAAAAUGAAUUUUAGAGUAUACUGUUUCUUUGGAAUCAAUAAAUUAUGAAGAAUAGUCGAAUUUCGUAAUUUGUUUAUUUCAAUUCGUUGUCUUCCGAUUUAAAUAAUAAUUCAUUUUACUUUAAACGUAAAUUUAAACGUACAUUUUUAAGAUUAGAAGCUCGCAUUGUCCUACGCACAAUAACUUUUGUUUUGUAAACAUGUUAUUGACAUUUCAAUGAGAGUGAAUGAAAUCUCACAAGUCAUUGUAUGCUGGGCAUCAUCUCUGAAAGCAAAUAUUUCAACAAGAACUAAAAUCAAAAUAAAACUAAAGAAAUCAAAAUAAUAAAUCAUACAAUUCAAAACGAAAGUCAAAAAAUUUAAUAUUUGUUUAAAAUCUCGAUUCAAAGUAAAUUUCGAAUUUUAAAAUUAAGUUUUCGCGCAAGGCUGUGUAAACAUUUUUGAAAUGCCAUGCCAAAAUGGCACUCAAUUGAUCAAGUAAUAGAAUACUCGCUCUACAAUGCAUGUGUCCUGGAUUCGAAUCACUUUUAUGUUUGUGCACAGAGAGCGAUCCUCUACUUUCUUGAAGACAAAAUGUCUUUUUCCUCGUAUUUGAAACUGGUCUUCGAAUUUAUUUUUCAAAUUGAAAGAAUAACUGACUUUCAAUUUCGCAAAAUGGCACUGAUUUACGAAAAUUCAUACAAAAUUUGAAAUAAUCAGACUGUCCUCUAACGCAAAAUUAGAAAAUUUAUAAAAUACUGUAUUAUGGAUAUAAAAAAUUAAUAAGAUAAUUCUUUGUAAGUUGAUAAGCGUAUUCCCCGCAAACAAUAUGAAUAUUAUCACUAUUGACAGUCCUGAUACUUCGAAAUUCGAAUAGAUGUCCAAACUUUCGAAAUCGACUUAAUGCAAUCAAUUAAAAACCUCUGACAUAACAUAUUGGCAUUAGGUCCUUUUAACUCAGAAUGAUUUAUAGGUUUAUCUACUAUAAUCUCAUUUAGGGGAAAGUGGGACACCUUUGAAUUGGGGUACCUUUGAAAUUGAACUUUGUUCUACAACUUUCAAAAGGAAUUAAGGCUUUAAGAAAUUAAAGAAAAUCCUAAUGUAUUUUAUUUCGAAAAUUGAAAGCACUAUCCUGAAAAAUCGUUUUAAUUUGAAUACACUUCAUUUAAAAAAAUAUAUAUUAAAAUUAUCUUUAUCUUUAUCUUUAUCUACAAAUUGGACGAAUAAAAAGUCUUCAACUCUGACAUGUUCCUAAGAAAGAUUCAACGAUUUUUAAAAUGAAUUAGAAUGGCAUUAAAUACCACCAUUUGAGCAAUUUUUAGACUGUUAUUUCCACGUUCUAUCUAAGAACAUUCUGACUACAUUCUCCCACUGCAUUUCAUUUUUUUUUUUUGCGAUAUUUAGAUCAGACUUGUAGGUGAUAGUUAGAAAGUGAAAAAAAUAUCCUCCGAAGAGAGUCCUCGUAGGUUUUGUUUAUGUUUGUAUUUUUAAUGUGUGUAACACUUUUUUUUAACGAUUCAACUCACAUUUUAUUAACACAAUUGAACGGAUAUUUUACAAUUUAUACAAAAAAAAAUGAAAAUUAUUAAUUGUUAUUAAUCGAAGAGACAUCAAAGAAGAAUCUCCUCAAAGGUGCAAAUUUUAUUUUAUUGUUUAUUGUUUGAUCUUUUUUUAUAUUGUAUAUUUGUCAAUUUUAUUAUUACAAUAAAAGAAAAAUGAAACUUACAUGUAUGAGAUUUUAGAAAUGGAAUCAAUGUAAAUUCGAUAUUAUACGCAAAAUAUUCUAAAAAAAAAAGUUUGUUACAAUAAAAACUUCAUCGUACUGAUGUGGAAAAACUCUUUUUCCCAAAAUGAUAAAAUCUUAAUUUUUGAAAAAUCAUUUAAUGGUGUAACUUGUGACAACUUUUAAUUGUAUUCGAAGAAACCAAUUAAUCUCGUUAUAAUCUGCGAAAAUGGCUUUGAAACUAAUUAAAAUAUCAUAAACCCUCGUAAUUCAUGAAUAAAUUUUAAAAUGAAAUAAAACUGUUUUAACUGGAAAAAAAUAAGUAGAUAAAUGCAUUUCAAUGGAUGAAAAACAAAACAUUUAACCAAUUAUGACGUAGAAGAAAAGUGUAUAAAAAAAUUAUGUAAAAUCGAAUGAAUUUACUCGUACCAGACUUAUUUAGAAAGGAAACAAAAGGUACUCGAUCGUUUGUAGAAAUAGCGCCUAAUCCACUUUACGAAUAAAUAAAAAAAAAACUUAUUCUAAUCUGAAAAUCUAA
Phlebotomus papatasi is the source of this 5279-nucleotide messenger RNA. RefSeq lists its product as uncharacterized. Lineage: Eukaryota; Metazoa; Arthropoda; Insecta; Diptera; Psychodidae. The coding region runs from base 142 to 1923 and encodes 593 amino acids. The transcript is spliced from 5 exons. The record is from RefSeq and is a predicted model, not a curated record.